Labrus mixtus (cuckoo wrasse) is the source of this 2170-nucleotide messenger RNA. RefSeq names its product peripherin (gene prph). The transcript has 9 exons. The coding region runs from base 101 to 1513 and encodes 470 amino acids. Lineage: Eukaryota; Metazoa; Chordata; Actinopteri; Labriformes; Labridae. The record is from RefSeq and is a predicted model, not a curated record. Gene Ontology annotation, molecular function: structural molecule activity. Gene Ontology annotation, cellular component: plasma membrane; type III intermediate filament; axon.
AAGCCCCCUGCACUCUUCAGUCUGAUGUCCUGUUGCCUCACGAGCAUCUCCAGCCUCCAGCUCUGCAUCUUCUCUUAAACAGAACUAAACAAGACCGACCAUGAGCUCUUCUAUGCAAACCUCCACCUCCUACAGGCGCACCUUCGGGAGCCCCCAUCCCAUCUCUAUGUCCUCCUACUCACCUGUGUCCUCCCGUAUGCCUGUUUCUUCAGGACGCUACAUGCGUUCAAUGUCUCCUGCGGUUGCAUCCCGCUCCACCACCUACCACCAACAGCGCUCCCGCCCCAGCGCCCAGCCCGCCCGCCUCUCCUACGACAAGGUGGACUUCACCCUGGCUGAAGCCAUCAACCAGGAGUUCCUCACCACCCGCAGCAACGAGAAGGCCGAGCUCCAGGAUCUCAAUGACCGCUUUGCCAGCUUCAUCGAGAAGGUGCGCUACCUGGAGCAGCAGAACGGCACUCUGCAGCAGGAGCUCAACGUGUUCAAGGGCCAGCAGCAGCACGGCCAGCCCAACCGCGCCUCCGAGAUCUUCCAGGAGGAGCUGAGAGAGAUGAGGCGCCAGAUGGAUGACAUCGGAAAAGAGAGGGACCAGUACCUGCUGGAGAGGGACAACCUGGCUGAGGACCUCACUCUGCUCAAACAGAGGCUGGAUGAAGAAGCCCAGAAGAGGGCGGAUGCUGAGGGUAACCUGGCUGCCUUCAGGAAGGAUGUGGAUGAUGCCACGCUGUCCCGUCUGGAACUUGAGAGGAAAAUUGAGUCUCUGAUGGAUGAGAUUGAAUUCCUUAAGAAACUCCAUGAUGAAGAAAUCCAGGAUGUCCAAGUGAGUGUCCAAACCCAUCAGCUGAAGAUGGAGGUGGACAGCAGUGCCAGGCCCGACCUUACUGGUGCUCUGAGGGACAUCAGGGCCCAGUAUGAGAACAUUGCCACAAAGAACAUGCAGGAAUCUGAGGAUUGGUACAAGUCCAAGUUUGCUGAUUUAACUGAGUCUGCAAAGCGCAACACUGAUGCUCUGAGGCAGGCCAAGCAGGAUUCCAACGAGUCCAGGAGGCAGAUUCAGUCUCUCAACUGUGAAAUCGAUGCUCUGAAGAACACGAAUGAAGCCCUGCUGAGGCAAAUGCGUGAAAUGGAGGACCAGUUUAGCGGCGAAAUUAACAACUACCAAGACAACGUAGGAAGGCUGGAGGAUGAGAUCCGCCACCUGAAGGAGGAGAUGGCUCGCCACCUUCGCGAGUACCAGGACCUCCUCAAUGUCAAAAUGGCUCUGGACAUUGAGAUUGCUACUUACCGUAAACUGCUGGAGGGUGAGGAGAGCAGGAUUACUGUUCCCAUGAUGAAUAUUGGCAUGAGCAAUCACUUUGGUGACCGAGAUUAUGAACCAACUCUGGACACCCACAGCAAGAGGACUGUGGUGAUAAAGACAGUCGAGACCAGAGAUGGAGAGGUUGUGAAGGAAUCCAGGAGGGAGAAGGACAGGGACUCAGGCCGUAUUGACAAGGAUGAUGACGACGAGUAGAGUCAAUUAAAAAAUGUGAAAGCCAGAGCCAUCAGAAAAAAAGGAGAAACAAUGUAAAGACCAAAUUCUGAUCUGAGCAUUCCCACUAGUUAUGAGUUGUAUUAUCUAGCAGAAAGUCUCCCAGUGCAGUAUAGGUGCAAUGUUGAAAAAGUCCCUUUAGAGAGUGUCACUCUGGUGCUAUUUAAGCCACCCAACUUUUGCUGAACAAUUGUUAUCAUCUGUAGGGCUGAGCAAAACCCCUUUAUUUACAUACCACUUGAGGCCUUGAUUUUCAGUGCAAUCCUGUGCAAUUCUUAGAAGUCCACAUGUUUAUAUAGUAUUACACUACAGGCUAAUAUAGGAAUAAAUAAAUGCCGAAAUUUAGUAGUUUGAGUCAUAUGACUAACUAACAAAACAUCAGACACUGCCCUUUGGUCAAUACACAUUAAAACAAAGAAAGAGAAUUAGUUGAGCUACCUGCAUUUGUUCACAACGCUUUGCUAUUAACUUAUUUCAGACAAAUGACCAAUGUGAUUAAUAAAUAAGAAACAAAAAAAAAUGUUGACACUGAAAUAUGACAGCCACCAAGUAACUUGCUGAAUGUGCUUUGCAAUGCUGUGUGUACCUGGCAGAUCGAUGAAUGAAAAUGUAAGUGCUAAUAAACCUAAUUGAAGCAGA